This is a messenger RNA of Glycine soja, 2515 nucleotides long. RefSeq names its product F-box/WD-40 repeat-containing protein At5g21040-like. The record is from RefSeq and is a predicted model, not a curated record. Gene Ontology annotation, molecular function: protein binding. The transcript has 2 exons. The coding region runs from base 479 to 2197 and encodes 572 amino acids. Gene Ontology annotation, cellular component: preribosome, large subunit precursor. NCBI's taxonomy places the organism in Eukaryota, Viridiplantae, Streptophyta, Magnoliopsida, Fabales, Fabaceae.
AGCCAGAAGGUCAUUUGGCAGAUUCCUUUCUCAACCUGUGGAUCUCAAUCUCAUACUCAUUCUUUCUUUGUCCUCCCAUACAUAACCACACAAACAAACCCUAAUUGCAUUUUCUUAUCCCAAUCUCUCUGCUCCCGCUUCGCUUCAUCACUCUUCUCAAGGUAUUUUACAAUCUCUCUCCCAUUCCUUUUCCCUAUAUUUCCUCCUCUUAAUUAGAUCUUUUAUUUUAUUUUUUCUUUUUUUCCCUUUUGAUCACAUCAAACUUCAAUCAUUCUUAUUUCCCCCUAAUUCCAUUGGAGGUUUUAGGAUUCCUCCCCCUCCCUUAAUUUGGAGAUCGAUUGUUGCUAGGCUUAGGGUUAACUUCAAGGUUCCCGAUUCGUUAUUUUUCUCGGCUUCGGUUUGGGAAUUUUGAAUUUGUUAAGUUCUGGGGUUUGAGCUUUCAACCCUUUUGAUUCAUAGAGUAGGAUCCUCUUUUUUUAUGGCAUUUGAAUGCCCUAAUGGUGCUGAGGUUUCUCAAAGUUUAGCACACUUUGUGGCAAAUCCAGGCAUAGGCAUAGUUGAAUCUAAUCUCCAGCUUUGUCCCAAAUCCUUCACUGAAGGAAUAGCAACCUCAAAAUUUGUGCCUGAUACCAAACCUGAAUCUGGGAAGGGUGUGAAGUUAAAGGGAGCAUCCAAGAUUAAUUCCAAGAAAGGCAUCAAAGCCCCUGUCAGUGCUUUGAACCAGUCCUCAAUACCUGGUGAUGUGGUUUUCAAUUGUGGUUUGUCCAUCACCGACCUUCCACCGGCAUUGAUAUCCGAGAUUCUCAAUUGCCUUGAUCCCAAGGAUCUUGGUGUUGUUUCGUGUGUCUCCCCGAUUUUACAAAGAGUUGCGUCCGAGCACCAUGCUUGGAAGCAAUUCUAUUGUGAAAGGUGGGGACUUCCGGCAGCUUCCUUGGCUGUGGGUUCAGGUGUUGUGGAUGAUGACAAGUCAUGGAGGGAACUUUUCGUGGAAAGGGAGUUUAGGAGUAAGACUUUUAUGGGACAAUAUAGUAUUGAUGUGCUGUAUGGACAUACUGAAGCAGUUCGGACUAUUUUCCUAUUGGCUUCUGCGAAGCUCAUAUUUACCUCUGGGUAUGACUCUGUGGUGAGAAUGUGGGACAUGGAGAAUGGGUUGUCAAUUGCAUCAUCACGACCCCUAGGCUGCACCAUCCGUGCCGUUGCUGCAGACAGAAAACUAUUGGUUGCUGGUGGUACUGGUGGAUUCAUUCAUUGUUGGAGGGCUGUUGAAGACCUGCCUCACUCAUUUGAAUUUAGAGCCACACAAAACCAAAAUACUGAGGUUCGACUCUGGGGACAUGAAGGUCCUAUAACUUCACUUGCUUUAGACUUGACAAGGAUUUACAGUGGUUCAUGGGACACGACUGUUAGAGUGUGGGACCGUCAUUCAAUGAAGUGUACUGCAGUGUUGAGGCACAGUGAUUGGGUCUGGGCACUUGUCCCUCAUGAUACUACUGUUGCCAGCACAUCAGGUUCAGAUGUGUAUGUUUGGGAUACUGAUAGUGGGACUUUGGUGACCAUUGUCCAUAAUGCUCAUGUUGGUAAUACUUAUGCUUUGGCACGGAGCCAUACAGGGGACUUCCUUUUUACUGGAGGUGAAGACGGUGCAAUUCACAUGUAUGAGAUUGUUAAUGAUGGCUAUGAGUCUAAAGCUUGGCAUGUUGCUGUUUGGGUUCCUCACUCGGCUGCUGUGUAUUCUCUUGCCUUUGAGUUUCCAUGGCUUGUUUCCGCAUCAAGUGAUGGCAAGCUGGCUCUAAUUGAUGUGAGAAAGCUGUUGAAGAUUAGCAAGCGAGCUCUGGGGAAGAGAGUCUCAAAGGUAAAGCAUUUGGGUGGAGACAUAGUAGAGCCUCCACAGAGGAUGUUGCACGGAUUUAAGAGCAAUCUUUUCUCUGUGGAUAUAGGAGCUGAACGAAUUGUCUGUGGAGGUGAAGAAGGUGUUGUCAGGAUCUGGAAUUUCACAGAAGCUUUGGAAAUUGAACGGAGAGCCCGUGCAUUAAGAGGAAUACGAUUAGACAACAGAAUGAGGCGACGGAAACUCCAGACAGAGCUGAGCAAUAAAAGUGGUCGGAGUGAUCAGUGUUCAGUUGCAGCGAAGAAGAAUGCUGUCACUUGUAUUUGGCCCAAACGUGAUUCAGGAUGUGCUUUUGUCUUGAUAGAAUGAAUGCAGGAGUGGGCUCAAUGAUUCUUGCUUCUGAGUUCUAUGAAACUAAUAGACGCACGGGAAGCUAUGGUAGUAAUACGGGAAGCUGGGGUAGUCAUAGAUAGUCGUUUAUGUUUGAUGAUGAUCUUAUUCUUAGAUAUGCUCGUUACUCUCCGAAUCAAUUUGUUCAGUCUAAUAUUUUCGAAGUUAAACUAUUUAUUUGGUCUAUAUAGUUGUCUAUCAAACUAAGUUUAGUCCAUACACUAGAAGACUAUAAGUUUUAUAUAUGUUAAGUCUUGGUUCCUAUUGCCAACACAAGAGAACGUUUUUUGACUAAAA